Messenger RNA from Sporisorium graminicola, 360 nucleotides. RefSeq lists its product as uncharacterized. Lineage: Eukaryota; Fungi; Basidiomycota; Ustilaginomycetes; Ustilaginales; Ustilaginaceae. Gene Ontology annotation, biological process: double-strand break repair via homologous recombination; mRNA export from nucleus; proteasome assembly. The transcript has 2 exons. Bases 1 to 360 code for a protein of 119 amino acids. Gene Ontology annotation, cellular component: proteasome complex; proteasome regulatory particle, lid subcomplex. The record is from RefSeq and is a predicted model, not a curated record.
AUGUCGGCUACCAGCUCCAACGCACAAAACUUGAAACCAGAGCCACAGUCUACAAAAGCAACGGAGGAGACCAAGUCGUCGCUUCCAUCCCUCGGUGCCCUCGACGAAGACGACGAAUUCGAAGAGUUUGACGAGCAGGACUGGAACGAUACAGAGACCGACCUUUCACACUUGACUGCAGGAGCAUCCAACGCAACUGGUGCUGGUGUUGGUCUCACUAUGGGCGCUUCCUCUGCUAGCACAGGUGACCACCUCUGGCAAGAUUCUUGGGACGACGACACAGUCGAAGACGACUUUAGCAAGGCUUUGAGGGCCGAGCUUGACAAGCAGAGCAACGCACCGCAAGCCAUGUCCACCUAA